Messenger RNA from Psylliodes chrysocephalus, 660 nucleotides. NCBI's taxonomy places the organism in Eukaryota, Metazoa, Arthropoda, Insecta, Coleoptera, Chrysomelidae. The record is from the annotation of a GenBank genome assembly.
AUGAACUCAUUAAAAUUUCCAGCGAUGAUUUCCUUAAUAAAUAAAGAUAUAAUUAAAUGUAUAAAACACUCCCAAGUGUUAAAUAGUAUUUUUGAUGGAAUUAGAAGAGCAAAAACCUGCACCAAGAAUUUGGUUUUACCAGUUACUACCCGUUGGGGUUCCCACUUGUUUUGCUUACAAUCGAAAGAAAUUUUGCAAACUUUGGCUGUGAAUGAAGAGGCUGAAGGAUUAGCGAAAAACUUACCGCUCUCAGUAUUACAAAAAAAUGAGGAGAACAAUUUUAUGGAUAAAUAUUUGGAAGAAAAAGCUUAUGUGCUUACAUCGAUCAAUAAAGCAUCUUGUCUAUUAGAUCCAAAGGCGCAAGGUUGCUACUUAAGUGCUGAAGAACAACUCGAUGCCAUUGAAUACAUAGUUAACUUCGCACGAAGUUCACAUUUCCCUGAUGAUACCAUUUCUCCAAUAAUUCAUCAUGAACAGUUGCUUGUUGAAAUUGCCAAUUAUAAAGCGCACGAAGGUAUGUGGGCAAAAGAUUUCAUUUUGGACUGCUUCACAGAAUAUAACACCUGUCGUUUGAUUGAAGAUAAUCAUUGGACAGAACAAUCAACUAUCAAAAGUAGCAGUAAAAAUUAUUUCUGUUCCUGCUACUUCAGCUUCGAUUGA